GAAAUGGAAUCUGCAGAAUAGAAAAAAACCAACUUAGUAGAGUUUCUACCUAUUCAAAACUGAUAUCAUUCUAUUAUUGGAAGAUGAAUUAUACCAUAGGAGAUGAGUCGUCCGACCUCUGCACCGUAUGCUCCAACAUAAAUAUUUCAGAGUAUUUCAAAGAAGAGAUAGAUGAUCGGAUAGACCGCGCUACUGGUCUGAUCGAGGCGGCUUCCACAGCGAAGCGACUUGGAUCCCUUCGGGACAUUUGUUUGAAGGCUCGCAAGUGUUCGUUUUGCUGGAUUGUUGUGCAGUCCAUCUGCACCACUUCCCUAUCCAGAGAAAAGACACCUGAAGCCUUGCUGGAGUCGGAGACGUCCACAACUAAACCGCGAGAAUGUUAUCUAUACAGCUACUGCUCCGCGAAGAAUGAUAGGAUCGAAGAUGAUAAUCCAUCUUCGAAGGCAAUACGCAUUGGUAUUGCUUAUCGGGCUGGAGGACCAGGCGACAGUGGUGGGGCAGCCGACGGACAGAUUGGCGACAUUCAGCUCCUAGACGAAGAUUCGAUGCGAAUUCGGAACUCGAGAGCCUUCUUUGGGCGUCGCAUAGGCCCUAAAAUUAAUAUUAAUCUAGCUAAUUACUGGCUCGACCUAUGUGAAACAAACCACGGGGUUCGCUGCAACGGAGAGAGACAUGGUUCCAAUGUUGAGCCAGAGGAUCUACUGGUCAUUGAUGUGAAGCGGAAAUGCAUUACAAAGCUUCCAGCCGGUGCAAAUUAUCUAGCUCUCAGCUAUUGUUGGCCAACUCGAGAGAUGUUUCGAACUCUUCUGGCGAAUGUUGAUGAACUUUUACGCCCUGAAGCACUCGUAAGCCGGUGGGAUAAACUACCGGGUGUUAUUCAAGAUACAAUCAACCUAACCAUCGACUUUAGCGAGACCUACCUCUGGAUUGACGCACUCUGCAUCGUUCAGGAUGAUAAAGAACAGAAAGAUGCCCAAAUUUCCCAAAUGGAUCGGGUUUACGCUUCAGCUUUGAUGACCAUCGUACCGGUAUUAAGAACACUAGACCCAGAUCAGGCAUGUAGUGGACUCCCAAGAUACAACCCAAAAAUAAAGUAUAGAGAGCAAAAGGUGACUGUUAUCCAAGGUAUGAAUUUAGCAGUGCCAUUCGAGGCAGUGUAUGGAAUGGUGGACGCGAGAACAAGAUGGGGCACAAGAGCCUGGACGUAUCAAGAAUGCCUUGUAUCCCGAAGGAUCCUGUUCCUCACGGAAUCCCAAGCAUACUUCCAAUGCCGCCAUAGUAUAUUCUGUGAAGACUGCAGAGGCGAAAUCGACAGUACUGACGUUUACUUCGCUCCACGCACCAACUUGUGGAAUCCGGGAGCUUUGGAGACAACUGGCGGACGGCUGCAGCUAAAUUUUGGAACUUUACAUCUUCCGAGGGAACCCUACACCAAGGACGAACGAGCAAUUAUGGCAUAUCUCAACUACGUGCUAGUCUAUUCGUGUCGACAGCUAACGUUCAUGUCGGACUCCCUGAAUGCGUUUAGAGCGAUUCAAAAUGUUCUGAGCAAUACGAUGCGGACAUCCUUUUGGUACGGCAUGGCAGAAAAGUACUUUGAUAUCGCCCUCCUAUUUAUCCCUCAUGUCGAUGAACCCCGGACUAAGCAGCUUGGAGAGGACUACCCGUUGAACCCGGCUUUCCCUAGCUGGACUUGGGCAGCAUGGAGUUGUGCACUGGAUAAUUCCGAAUACUUCCCCUGCACUAGCCAUGGUAUCCAUCGUGAAGUAGACUGGUUUCUCUUAUGCAAGGAAAACUAUGCGAUAUUGCUCGAAUCAAAGGGUAGACCAGGUGACAGUAAGUUUCCUCAUGCCAACAACAAGGAACUCGGCAUGUUAGGAAGUAUCCCCUCAGGGAUAUUACCACCAUUAAGGACCAAGACCACAGCCAAUCAGAUUCUCCAAGACACGAACGAUUGCGCUUUGCUGAGUUGCUGGACGAUGGCUUUGGAUCUUUACCUACCAGGGAGCGUCAUACCUUUAGGUCGUCACAGCAGGCGCUGGUCUGGUUCACUUCAUCUUGCAAUCUGCAAUGGCCAAGGGAAGUGGAUCGGUUCUAUUCUAAUGAACAAACCAUGGGUGGAAGCCAGCUUGGAUACGACUCAGCCAUAUCGUUUCAUACUUAUAUCUCGAUCCGAGGACAUUAUGCCGUAUCAAGACUCUGAUGUGAAAUUCUUUGAUACGAAUAUUUUCGAAUGUCGGCCGUGGUGUUUUUUAAAUGUCAUGAUGGUUCAAAUAUUGGGUGAUACUGUUCGACGGCUUGGGAUUGGAACAAUUCAUGAGGACGCAUGGGUUCAGGAGAACCCAAACAAAAUGCUCGUGAAGCUUGAGUGAAAAGAGGGCGAGUUCAUAAUGUGGUUUUCAACAUUUGCUUGAUAUUGUGGGUAGGCGCCACUUUACUAACUAAGGGAUCCACGGCCCGUUUUCCUGGAAUCUGCUGCCUCUACAUGAUAUGAUACCUAAUAAAGGUU
Annulohypoxylon truncatum is the source of this 2509-nucleotide messenger RNA. Its product is annotated as HET-domain-containing protein. The record is from RefSeq and is a predicted model, not a curated record. Bases 84 to 2372 code for a protein of 762 amino acids. NCBI's taxonomy places the organism in Eukaryota, Fungi, Ascomycota, Sordariomycetes, Xylariales, Hypoxylaceae. The transcript has a single exon.